AUGCGCCUCUCGUCACCAGCAACACUCGUCCGCCUGAACCCGAUCCUAAUCACCUCCGUCACAGCCGGCACGUCAAUCUGCCGCACCUUCACCUCGGCCAUCGAUACCAACGGCCUACCGCACUUCACCUGCCGCUUCCCAAUCUCCUCUUCCGGCAUGUCCAUCCCAGUCCGCCAUUCGAGCCACAGCCUCACCGACGCCGAUACCGUCUUCGAAGCCUGGCGCGGUGCAACCUUCUCCACCACCAUCGACGACCUGAACGACAGGGAGGCCUACAGGUCGAUGAAGCGCGCAAUAUCCGGUGAUUUGGGGAAAAUGCUCAUCACCAGCCCAUCGAUGCCUACGCUGGUCAUCGUCACCUUCAACAUCCGGCUUGAACACGAUCUGGACAUGCACAUCCAUCGGUUCCAGCGAAUCAAGGGCGCGGUUCGGAUGGGUGCAGGCUCGACGGUGGAGGAUUUGUUUCGCGCGGCGUGGAUGGUUGCGAGGGAGGGGCAGAGGGUGAUCUGGGACAGUGUGGAGGACAUGGACAACACGGAGGUGAGGACUUGGGAUGGAGAAGAACUUGGAGGAGUUCAUUCGAGUUGGAAGAGGAGGAUGCUUGGAAUUUCGAUGUUCCAGACGAAGCAGAGCGAGUUCUGGGAGGCUGGAAAUGAGGAGGAGCCGGAGCAGGUUGGAGGAGUACUGCUCGAUGACAAGGAGACAGGGAGGAUGGGACUUCGAUGUGGACUUGAGGCCGAGGAGCAAAAGCUUUCAAAAGUGAAAUGCCUACAAAAGCCCUUGUAUCAUUGCAGCAGUCUUCCCGUGGCCAGUCUCAAAAUCCUCUCCGGCACGGCGGGAGUGCACCCAAAGCUCAUCACUGGCCAGCUGAUGCUUCGACUGGCUCUCCACUACGACAAUACUACCCUGUCAACACGCAUCAACGCGCUGUACGCCAGUCAAGGCCAGAACACGAGAGGCGUCGACGCAUACUGCAUGUUCGACAAGACGGACAGACUGAACAUUGUUGAUCCAGCCCAGAAGCAGCUCAACGGGAGUGAAAGCCAGCUUCUCUACGUCAACCACCACCUAGCUACUGUCGUCAAUUCAGCAACUACCAUUGACCUCACCAUUCUCCCGUCAUGCUUUCCCUCCACGUCGUCAUGUGUAUGA
Zymoseptoria tritici IPO323 is the source of this 1152-nucleotide messenger RNA. RefSeq lists its product as uncharacterized. Lineage: Eukaryota; Fungi; Ascomycota; Dothideomycetes; Mycosphaerellales; Mycosphaerellaceae. The record is from RefSeq and is a predicted model, not a curated record. The coding region runs from base 1 to 1152 and encodes 383 amino acids. The transcript is spliced from 2 exons.